CGAGCGUGCGGUGCUGACUAUCGACGGUCUUGGAAUAACACGGACGAGGGAGGAAAGACGUUGGAUACUGUCGGGCAGUAAACAAACAGUGAUCCUGAGUGAUGUGACUGGAGUUCGGUUCUUACGUGACAAAGUCAAGAAGCAGAAAUCUGUGGCAUGACUACCAUUUCUUUGAAGGAAUAUGGAAAGAGAGUAUACUGGCCAAGAGGGGAGAGAUGUGAGCACCGUUCAUCUGAGUAGUGAAUAGACAGGGACGCGUAAAACUUUAAUGAGAAUUUUGCAGUUUUAAUGAGGAACAGUCAACUCCACGCGUCGUGAUUGUGCUUCAACUCUCAAGCAAAGUAUCGGGCUCCAUAGCAGGCAGGCCUGGUGGGAUAUCUUCGAACUGAACCGGUCCCUAUUGUCGUUGGGAUGUCUACUGUCUAGAAGCAGAUACUUGGAGGACCCGGAUCGAGUUUCAACUGAAGUGUCUUCGCUGUUUACUGGGAUUGGUGUGGGGAUUUCAAAUUCCUCUGGAUCGAAGUCACUAAAUAUUAGUUCAAGAGAGCAUUCUGCUGAACCUCUUACUGAUGAUGUAAUUUAUGAAUGACCACGGAAGCUAUCCAUCAAACCAGCGAAUAACUAAAUGGACGCAUAGCCUUAAAACUUGCUCAGAUUUGAACUUCCGCAAAUCGGUCAAUGGUCCUCAAUAUCGGUUUGUUUUCAAUUCCAAAUAUUCCUGGACGUUGCAAACCACUCGUAGAAUUGUCUCUAUCCGCAAGAUGUCACUUCUGAAGUUGAUAAAAGCUGCGCAGAACAAGGAAGCACCCGCCUCCGAAGAGGCAGGUGCCAACGGGAGUGUUCCACCUGCAGGAGAUGCAGCCAGUACCUCGGAGCAGAGCGAUAACCAAGCCCCGUCAAUCAAGACGCUCGGCCGCAAAAUGUCGGUGUGGUCCACGGUGGCUCGCAAACUCUCUGUCUCCACCACCGCAAGCACCAAGACGACGGUGAACAAGCCCGCGGUCACGCUGCCCAAGAAGCGCUUCGAGAACUCGUACCGGACGGAGCCGGACGCCAGCACCAGCUUCAACGGGCCCAAGGUGGAGAAGUUCCUCUGGGAACUUCUAGAGAUGCGACUCAAAUCAGAGCGGUACGACCCUCGCACCUGCAGCUCCCUGACGACUAGCCUCGCGGACGUCAUCAAAGCUCGCAUGAAGAAGAUGGGUUUUACCCGGCAUCGGAUCGUGGUGUACGUGAUAGUCGGAGAGAAGCGAGAUCAGGGUAUGCAAGCGUGCGGCCGCUGCGUUUGGGACGCUAAAACUGACAACUUUGUUACAGUCACAUACGAAAAUUCUUCCCUUUUCGUGGUUGUCAGCGUUUACGGAAUCUACUACGAAUAAAACAGCUCAUUGAAACAAUUGUGAUACCAUUACAGAUCACAGACUUUUAAAAAGAACCUGUUUUCGAGAUUUAUUCUCAAAAUUUUGGCUCUACAACAAGCUUUUUCAUUCUUGAUCUUACCUGAAGAUUCUUCUCGCCUAAUUUCCACUCUGUAUCAAUUACACACUGACAUAAAUUGGUGAAGUCACCUUUUAGACUUCUCAGAAGUUGCAGAGUGAACCUUUAUCAACUUGCGUUUAAUUUGUUUCAACAAAAUCUCAACAGCAAGAAAACUCGACAAACUUGUAUUAAAGGAAACUUUUAGGCCUAAAGGAAACUACUAGUCCUUUCAAGUCGGUAACUACGUACUAAAUUGUGGUCUUAAAGGUGUACAGUGCUUUGAACAUUGGAUAAAUGUGGAGUAACGACUUAUUUUCACCAUCAUGUAAAUAGUGUAGUUCGUGUGGUGUAGUGUAGUCGCAUGUUUGAAAAAAAGUUAAUUACAUGUACUGAGCUGCUGUUUGACAGUAACUCCGUGGCGUAACAAGGGCUAUUAUGUUCGGGGGCACCCGGGGGUGCACACAUUUUGUUCAAAAGAGCACCAACAGACAAUGAGCUGCAGCAGAGGUUGUUCAUAGAUUUCAAAUGGGGGGGGUACCCCGGGGGCUAAGAGCAUUCGGUGGGGACACCUGCCCCCCCCCCUCCCCCCUUGUUACGCCACUACAGUAACUUGGCAAAUAAGUCAUUGACACUGCGAGGAGGGACGGGUUACUAGCAGUUCUAAUUGAAUCGAACUUCUCAGUUAUUUUGGUGAUUGAUCAAUAGAAUUAUUAGUAAAUUUCCCAAACUACGCCACCAAGUGGUGUGAAUUGGAGGAAAAUAUGAGAGCGGUUCGUCGCCACUCCUGGGCUAGAUUUUAUUACCUUGUUAACUUCUUAUAAUUUUUCACGUUAGUAGAGAUUGUUUUACAGAAUCAUCGGACGCACAUGAAUGGAUUAAAGCAACUCCCAUGCCCUCUUCUUUAUUUUCGCAUUACUAAGAAGCCCAAGGAGUUUCAAUGGUCAUGAAGUCAACAUUGCAGAUCGAUUAUCCACUUGAUCGAUACGGCCCAUCGAUUGCAACAUAAUUAGGUUGCGCCUUGCUAUACACCCUACGCAGCGUCAACAUGUGUACGUAAUCUUUCAAGGAAGUGUGCGGUUUAACAUAUUGUGUAAUUUGCCUUUGACUUCUACAAAAAGUCUUUUUUAUACAUGCAUGUAUUGUUUUAAACAGAGACAACUGAGAAUUAUGUGACUACUUCUUGCGAGUUACUGAAAGUUACUUCCAAUGUUAACGCAUUAAAGUUGAUGUUUGACUUGUUACAGGAACUUGUAUACCGUGCUUUAAUUUGUU
Messenger RNA from Acanthaster planci (crown-of-thorns starfish), 2751 nucleotides. RefSeq lists its product as uncharacterized. Gene Ontology annotation, biological process: microtubule-based movement. Lineage: Eukaryota; Metazoa; Echinodermata; Asteroidea; Valvatida; Acanthasteridae. Gene Ontology annotation, cellular component: cytoplasmic dynein complex; cytoplasm. The record is from RefSeq and is a predicted model, not a curated record. Gene Ontology annotation, molecular function: dynein intermediate chain binding.